Molecule: messenger RNA, 1006 nt
Organism: Arabidopsis lyrata subsp. lyrata
Lineage: Eukaryota; Viridiplantae; Streptophyta; Magnoliopsida; Brassicales; Brassicaceae
Exons: 3
Coding region: 201-875 (224 amino acids)
Biological process (GO): proteolysis
Molecular function (GO): cysteine-type peptidase activity
Source: RefSeq, a predicted model, not a curated record
GUUUCCGUGACCCUAUUCCAGUCCAGGGACAAGAAUCCACAGGGACCAACAGUGUUUCCCAAUCAACUGAUGAGGUUUUGCACCCGUUUGUCCUAGUAAAUGAUGAUCUUCGGAAACAUUUCUUGUCCACUCUCAAAUCUUAUCGCCAGAGGGAGUUCGUCCUCGAUGCACAUGUUGUCCCCAGAUCAUUUUUUAAGGAUAUGCUUACUCCUCACCAUUCUGUCCACCAAGAGCACAUCGAUGCCAUGCUAAGCCUGUUGGCUCGGAGGUUUGGGGAUACUUUGGUCCAGAGUAGGUCUGCCAUACUUGAUUCAUGGUUUUCGAUUACCCUUAGCGAACUCUAUUCUCGUUUCAAGAAGUCCAAAAGUAAAUCUGAGUGGCCGUGGAACAGUAAGAUACGGGACUACGUCAGGGGUAUAGUCCCUGGCCGAUUCACGAGACAGGCUUGGUUUUCUGAUGUCGACACUCUGUACGCGCCUUUACAUCUGUCUGGGGGCCACUGGGCUGCGCUUGUCAUAGAUCUGAAAGAGGGUACCAUAGGUGUUCUUGACCCUAACGUGGCUGCCAAAACCGACAAACAGAUGGGCGUGCUCAUGAAACCUCUCGUUGUGUUGCUUCCUUUUAUCAUCAAAUCACUUGUCCCCCAAGAUGUUCUCUGCAAUCAUCAAGUUCCCCCUGAGUUCGCCUUUGAUCGUCUUCCUGAGAUCUUUCAAAGCGAACAUGAAGACGAAAGCGGCACGCUUGCUAUGAAGUACAUUGAGCUUCAUUUCCAAAACAUUAGUCACGACAGCAUAACUGAAGAACUUGUGGAGAAUAUCCGGAUGAGAUUUGCUGUCGACAUCUUCGAGGAGUUUGUUCAGCCUCUCCGGCUGUGAUCCCCCUUUCAAUAUUUCUGCUUAAGAACUUAUGUCUUUUUGUAAUAAUUAUUUACUCUUCUUGGAUGCUACUUGGAUGCUUAGGAACUAAAUAUUUUUAAACUGCUAUCUAUUUAGGAACUACUUGGAUA